AUGGAUAGUCUAGAUAUCGAGAAGAGGACUAAAGUUAGCAAGGCUUGCGAUUACUGCAAGAAACGGAAGUUCAAGUGCAGUGGACAAGCUCCUUGUGAACUAUGUUUGAAAAAGCAAAUUGAAUGUCUGUUCAAUAUAGUUGAUAGAAGAACAAUCAGGAGGAAGAAUAAGAAACGAGAAGUGAAACCGAAAGCGGCGUCACACGCGAAUCAGCAACUGUCGUCAUCGUCUGCCGUAUCAACAGCAUUAUCUCAUACUUUUGUUCAUAAACACUUUAAAAAUGAUAGUCAUAUUGAUAAGAAUACUUUGAAGGUUUUGAAACAAAAGAGCAGAAUACCUAUUCACUUUCAGCCAUUGACUAUGUUCCCGUUACAUAAAAUUGACGGUAAAGUAGUGGAAGAUGAGGAGGAUGAGGAUGAGGAUGAGGAUGAGGAGGACGAGGAGAAGAAGAAGAGGAAAAAGAGGAAAAAGGAGGGAGAAAAGGAAGAGGAGGAGGAGGCGGCGGCGGCGGAGAACAAGAAGGAGGAAGAAGAAGAAGAAGAAGAGGAACAACAACAACAACAACAACAACAAGAAAAAGAACAUGAACAACAACAACAAGAAGAAGAGGAUGGGGAAGAGGGGGAGGAGAAGAAGAAAAAGAGAAGAAAAAAUAUAGAGAAUGAAGAGAAAAAGGAAAAGAAGGAAGAGAAGCAGAAGGAGGUGAAGAGCAAGGAAGAUGGAAAGGAAGGAAAUCAAAAACAGCCUUCUUUUCAUCAAACCGUUGUCAAUAACUCAAAACAAGAGCAUACCAACACAACGCAUUUAUCCCAUAAAGGAGAUUAUCAAGCUUCAAUAAAGGGUAGACCACAAUUCACAGCUAAAGAAGGAACUCAAGAAGAUAAUGCCAACGACACUCUAAAAAAUGAUUCAAUUCCAGAACAUGGUGCCUCGCCACCCGCACUGCUUGCUGAAACCUCAGUACCUAAUGAAGAAAAUGCUCCUAGGGCUUUAUAUGACUCAGGAGGGAACCUCCGCUAUGUUGGAGAGUCUUCACCGCUUUCAUUUUUGUUUGAAUGUAGACAUAUCUUUACGAUACUAAUAGGAGAGUCCCAGUUUACUUCAGAAUUGGACUCUUUUGAAGUAUUGGAUGAACCAGAUGAUUUUGCCGAGAUUAUCCAAGUUGCAUUACCUAAUAGAGAAACAUUGAAUCACAUAUUGAGGCUAUUUUCAGUUAACAUUAACAAAUCAUGUUAUGUAUUUGAUGCAAAACAUUUUGAAAGCACCAUUAUUACUCCAAUAUAUACAAACUAUUCCGAAUGUUCAAUUAAGCAGAUUGCCUUAAUCAAUCUCACAAUAGGUCUUGGUUUGUUAUACGCUGAGUUGAUCAAGCAUCCUCUCAUUUACCAAUUACAGUCUCCACAAAUGAAAUCAUCAGCAUAUUUUGAGUAUGGAAUUUACCUAACCAAAAAGUAUAUGAAUAUAGGAAAAUUAUGGAUAACAGAAGCAUUUUUCCUUGCGACGUGCUACUAUCAAACCAAACAGCAACGAAGUACAGCAUGGUUGAUGUUGGGAGUGUCUAUUAGAAAUGCGCAAGCACUAGGUUUACAUCGUAAAUAUAUUAAUGAAUCAUUUAAAGAUCGUGCAUACAUAAGACAUAGAAGGAGGUUGUUCAAGAGUCUUUAUGUUUUUGACCGUAUUUCAUCGGUACUACUAGGACGACCACUUAUUAUUGAUGACUAUGACUGGGACGAUUUUCAAAGUGAGGAUAUAUUUGAAAAAGAUGCCGAGGGAAAUGAUAUUGACGAUACUUAUUUGAAAGCACUUCUUGAAACUUGUCGACUAGCGAAAAUAAUUGGAAUAGCAAUAAAGAGCUUUUAUGUUGAUGGAAUUAUUAACCCUUAUAAAGCGGAAAGAAUUGCAAUCGAUAUCAAGGUUUGGUCCUUGAAUCUUCCUGAAAAGUUACAAAUUGAUAAGGUGAUGAACGAUACAGAUGAGCCGGUUGUUACUACAGCCGAUGAAGAAACAUCAAGUUCGUGGGCUGAUCACAAGGAAGAUACAAAGAUACCACUCUUGAUGAUCCAUUUGUCUCAAUUAUAUGCGAUCACGCUUUUGUCUCGUCCAUUUUUUAUGUAUGUUAUUUUCAGAGAUAAAAGGGGUAAAAGUCUUUUGAAGAGACCCAAGAAUAGACAAGAGAUUGCAAUGUGUAAUUUCACCAGGGCAACGGUGAAAGCAUCGAGUUUAAUCAUACAAUUACUAGAGUGUUAUAUUGAUUACAUCAAAUCGAGAUCUCACCGAGUUGAAACGUAUGGAAUUGUUCAUUGUUUAUUCAUGGCUUCUUUGAUAAUAGGUUUAUCAAUAUUAUGUGUUGAAAUGAAUAACUAUAUCCAUACUGAAGGGUACAAUACUGUCAAAUUGAUGGGAUUUUUGAAUUCUUCAAAGAGGGUGUUUGAAUUUUUUCUGGGUACCAAUCCCAUGUCCAAUCGAUUUUACAAUAUAAUUGAAAAAAUGCAACGGGCAUUGAUGAACAAAUUUGAUUUGGACGUCUCAGGGCAUAAAACAUGUUCUAAGAAUAAGCUGCUGAGCGACAAGGGCAGGUCUAAUUCGAAAUCCCUGAGAAAUCAGGAAACUGAAAAACAUAAAAAGCAGAGAAAUUCGGUUAAAGAACAAGUGAAAGUCAAAGAUGAGCCAAGUGUAUUAUCAAAACCACAAAAUGCCACAUCAAAUGAAGUAUCCCCUUCCAAUUCUAUCGGUACUGUUAAUACUCCAUCAACUUCAACAAGUUCUGAUUACCGUACAAAUGUCAAUGAGGUUGAAUAUUACAAUUUCAACAAGGAUUAUGACAACUUUAUUGAUUCUUUUGGUUCUUUAUUACCAAUGGGACAAAUAAUGGCUGGAAGCGAUUUUGCAAGUACAUUUUUCAAUACUACAUUAUCACCACAAUAUCAACAACAACAACAACAACAACAACAACAACAACAGCAACAACAGCAACAACAACAACAACAACAACCUCUACCAGUACUACAACAGCAACAGCAACAGCAACAACAGACAUAUCCCCAACAGGCACAGCAUUACUACCAGCAGUCAUUACAACAGCAGCAAGCAAACAACCGAGGCCCUUCAUUGAAGCCCGGCCCAAGUAGUAAAACGGAUUUGAUCUACGAAAACAUGCAAAACUUGAACCGUUCUUAUAAUAAUUCUGCUUUUUUUCAACUGAACUAUUCAGUGAUGUCAGAAAAUGGUAAUGGUAAUGGUGUGUGUGAUUCUAAUAACACGGUGAUUAAUAAUGGCAACGGAGGCAAGAAGAGAAAUAAAGAUGCAUUGGACGAUUUUAUGUAUAGUGUUGGAUUGAAUGAUUUGUUAUAUGAUGCAAAGAUACAGCAGGACUGA
Messenger RNA from Lodderomyces oxycetoniae, 3375 nucleotides. RefSeq lists its product as uncharacterized. Gene Ontology annotation, biological process: regulation of DNA-templated transcription; DNA-templated transcription. The transcript has a single exon. The record is from RefSeq and is a predicted model, not a curated record. Bases 1 to 3375 code for a protein of 1124 amino acids. NCBI's taxonomy places the organism in Eukaryota, Fungi, Ascomycota, Pichiomycetes, Serinales, Debaryomycetaceae. Gene Ontology annotation, molecular function: DNA binding; zinc ion binding; DNA-binding transcription factor activity, RNA polymerase II-specific.